Ectocarpus siliculosus is the source of this 2291-nucleotide messenger RNA. The record is from the annotation of a GenBank genome assembly. NCBI's taxonomy places the organism in Eukaryota, Phaeophyceae, Ectocarpales, Ectocarpaceae.
AUGGCCAAUCGUUCCUUCCUACUUUGCCAAAGUUGCGCGGAAGUGGCCGAGUGGCAAACUGCUCUUGAUCUUUUGGCGGAGUUGCGAGCUGGCCAAGUGACAGAGGGCGGAGAGCCUCUGGAGGCGGAUACUGUGAGCUUCAACGCCACCAUCAACGCGCUUGGGAGGGGUGGGGAGUGGAAGAAGGCUGUGGCGCUUCUUAGAGAAAUGACGAGAGCGGGGCUUGGCGUCAAGCCGAAUGAGAUAUCGUACAACUCGGCCAUCCACGCGUGCGGUCGAGGAGGGCAAUGGGAGCUAGCGCUGUCUCUACUGAAGGAGAUGCGUGAGCUAGGUCUCCCUCCAGAUCGGAUUAGCUUCGGUGCCAUGGCAAAUGCUCUCGGCACAGCGGGCAAGUGGCCACUAUUGCUCGAGUUGCUGGAAGAGAUGAAGGCAGACGGCAACCCCCCAACUGACGUAGCGUUCAAGGCUGCAGUCGACUGCUGUUCCAAGGCGGGAGAGUGGCGACACUCCGUUGCGUUGAUCAAGGCAAUGCGCGCCGCUGGAUACCCGCCGACCGUGCUGUCCCUUUCAAGCGUCAUCUCUGCAUGCGGGAGGGGCGGGAGAUGGGAGGUAGCACUAGCCCUUCUGCACGAAACGCGGAAGUACGGCCCCUCCGCAUCAGCCUCUGUUUAUGUCGCCACCGCACAAGCAUGCGCGAGAGCAGGGAAGUGGGAGGAGGCGACGAACUUGAUGGAGAUGAUGAAGGUAGACGGUGUCCGGGCGACAGAGAAGUUCUACAUGGCCCUUCUUCGGGCGACAGGAGAAGGCGGCCGCACGGACAAGACGUUGGAUUUUUUCGAGGAGAUGAAGGAGAUCGGCCUGAAACCUGGUGUGAGAAGCUACAACUGCGCGGUUGGGGCGUGUGGCAAGGCUGGCAGCUGGGAGGGUGCAAUGAAAUUGUUGACGGAGAUGCACGAGGAAGGGAUGCGCCCGGCGGGAUUUGCUGUGGCGGCCACCAUUCGCGCAUGCAGUUCCGCGGGGGAGUGGAGGAAAGGCCUCGAAGUGUUGCGGCAGUCGCAGCAAGUCAAACCAUCCAAACCAGAUCCAUGCAGUCUGGGCGCAGCCGUAGAGAUGUGCUGUCGUGCUGGGAAGUUGGAUCACGCGCGAGCUAUCUUGCCUCAUUUGACAGCACUGGCGGGGAACGAAGGAGCCGAUGCGUGGAUACGCGAAACGAUGGGCAUAUUCAACGCUUGCAUAGGCGAUUUGGAAGCGCGAGAAGAACCGGCCGUCAACGGAAACGAGGACGAUGAGCUACGACCACCUGCAAGUGAUGACAAAACCAUCGCCAUCACCGGCGAUUUGAAUACUCAAGCAGCCUCAGGGGAGGAGACGAACCAGCAGCGUCGAGGCCGGCCAAAGCUGUCUAAAGGGCCAACAGAGAGAGCUGUGCCAUUCAAAGAGGUCCACCAACUUCAUCCUCUGGGCGGAGCUGUUGGCGGAAAGGUCGGGGAAGCCCGAAGACUGGCGACAGACCAUGCGCCUGACCUCUUGGUCAAGCUAUCGCACGGCGGGAAUGCCACGUGAUACUACGAACGCUUCAUCGUAUGAAGAGAGCUUCUUCGACCCGUGCGCUUGGUUUGCGGCAGGGUACAGCGCUACUAGUGGUUUGCAGCCAGCAUCCCUCGUGAUUUUUUACAUACUGUAGGGUGUGCGUGCCAGGGACGGCUGGAAGCUUGCUCAUUUUGUUUAUUGCACGUUGCUCUCGAAGGUUGAUGCACUGCAAACCACUUCCCCUGGCCUUGAUUUUGUUAUUCAGGUUUUGAUGGAAUGUCCGUCUUGUAUUUUGGUGAGUAUUUUUUGCCAACGGAAGAUGAUGCGAAAUAGAGCUGUUGCAGGUCAUCUUAUCUUGCCCGGGUCUUGCCAUCAGAAUGAACGGUAGAAGGUGCUUUCUUUUUAGUAAAAAACGUUUUGUGUAUUACUGUCAUACGCUGUGCAAAAGGCCUGUCAGCUUACGUUUAACCAACGCUGAGAUGAGAUGAGACAUGGCCUCGCAAGGUGGUGAGCUUGGGGCUCAGCGUAGGCGCCCGAAUGUGUAACGAGCACUCAGCUAGUACCUUGAAGGUUGGACUGUAUAAAAGCCCAAUCAAUUAAAUGCGUGGCAUUGUUGUUCUUUUGGCGGGAUGCAGAGGAUUCGAUUUGGAGGCUCUCGAGGCCAGAAGCUGUGCACCCUCCCUCCGGCUGAGGCACUCUCGGUAGGUAGAAACCUUGGAGCUUUCUCUUGUUCCCAAACCCAGCUAAAGUUCUGAGCUCGG